Brassica napus (rape) is the source of this 1892-nucleotide messenger RNA. Its product is annotated as zinc finger BED domain-containing protein RICESLEEPER 2-like. Lineage: Eukaryota; Viridiplantae; Streptophyta; Magnoliopsida; Brassicales; Brassicaceae. Bases 100 to 1836 code for a protein of 578 amino acids. The record is from RefSeq and is a predicted model, not a curated record. The transcript has 2 exons. Gene Ontology annotation, molecular function: protein dimerization activity; DNA binding.
AACAAAAAAACCCUAAAAUCCCCCUCUCUCUCUCUCUCUCUCUCUCUCUCUCUCUCUCUCUCUCUCUCUCUCUCUCUCGCCUCCGGUUCCGGUUCAGGUAUGAAGAAGAAACAAAAGCUUGACGACGACUCUGUGGAUGAUGAUAAACACAAGCAUGUGGUUGAUUCUCCUCCACAUGAAGAAGAAGAAGAAGACAAAGAGGUGGUGGAGAAGCGUCGUUACAGAUCUAUGGCCAAGGUUGCCAUUGGUUACUCUAUCAACCCCACCGUCGAGAACUCAACCAUCACCGAUAUGGUACACAUCGUCUGCCCCACUUUCACCCUCGACACUUCCAAACUCCAGAACGCUAUUCUCCAACUCUACCAAGAAGGCAAAGAGAAAAUCAAGAACCUGUUGAAAGACGCACAAGGGAAGCUAACCCUCUCUUGCGAAUGGAUGGUUCUUGGUGACUGGAAAUGGACUAGCGAAGACAUCGUCGGUCCGAUUCUUCACCAGGAUUUUAUGGUCAUUAGCGUCUACUUCGCUGAUGAAAACUUUAAAAUGAGGAAAUGGAUCUUGUCGUACCAUCCUCAUCCUCCUGAGGAUAUGAAAGUGAAAGACGUUUAUCUUGAUUCGUUCAAGAACGUUGUGAAGGAUUACGAGAUUGAGAGCAAGGUCUCUACUCUUCUUGUCCCUAACAAUCUUGAUCUUGGUUUGGAUGGUUUUAUAAAAUGGAUAGAAGAAGUGAGAGGGGAGACUCAUCAGAUAAACCCUAACGUGUUCCUCAUCUAUUGCUGCUCGGAUAUGUUCAGGUUGAUGGUUGAUGAUAUGUAUAAGGACGUAAGAAUAUCAUGUCUGAUGGACCGUGUCAGGAUUUUGCUUGGUUGGGAGAGUGAUGGAAGAUUGUAUCCUACCCAUUGGACCUACACGUUGAAUAAACUGCAAACGGCGGUAGAUAUGGAAGCCAAAGAUGUGUUUGAAGAUGAGAAGUAUGAUUACUACGAUUAUCCUUCUGAUGAAGAGUGGAUAAGAAUUAGAACUUUUUGCAAACUCACUGGUUGCAUUUAUAAAGUGGCGAAAGAGCUUUUUGAUGGGGAGUAUCCAACGGCUAACGUCUACUUCCAUCUUCUCGUGGAGCUAAGGCUCAUGUUGAACCAAGAGGUUAAAAACGGAGAUGGUGAUUACUUUCUUGGAAAAGCUAAGGAGAUUUUGGAGAGGUUUGAAAAGUAUUGGGAUGAGAUGUUUCUUGUGUUGGCUACUGCUUCUGUGUUGGACCCUCGGUUCAAGUCGAAGUAUCUAGACUUUUACUGCUCAAAGAGUAGUGAUCAAGGUUCAAAAGCUGAGACUGUUGUGGACUACGUACGCAGUCUAUACUCUUGCUACGCAGCUAGCGAUAUACGUCCACUACCAGAAUGUGCAGUUGAGCCAACUCCCCGGUGUAUUUUUUACAUGUUCGAAGACGAGUUAGAAGAAGAGGAAGAGAAGAAGCCUGACGGUUAUGGGGACUUUGCUUUCUUUCAAGAGUAUCUCAAGUUUGGAGGGUGUUGUUCAAGAGAGUUUCAUGAGUCAGAGCUUGAUUCUUAUUUCAAAGAGCCUGUUUUGGAGUGGAAGAAAGACUUUGAUGCAUUGGAAUGGUGGAGAAAAGAGAGCUCAAAGUAUCCGAUCCUCUCCAGAGUAGUGCGUGACAUUCUCUCUAUUCCGAUCUCUCGUGGUACAUCGACCCGUGCGUAUGUUGCUGACAAAAGAGAGUGUCCUGAGUUUAUUGUUGCAUUGGAGGGGAAGCUUUUGAACGCCAUGAUGUGCGGCGAGAGCUGGCCAGCGACUCUGAUAUGGCCAAGUCGUUACUUUGAAACGUGAAAUGCUAUUUAUCUUUACGAAAACUCAAUAGCUCUUGUUUUCAUUUCGCUUUCUAU